Plenodomus lingam JN3 is the source of this 1284-nucleotide messenger RNA. NCBI's taxonomy places the organism in Eukaryota, Fungi, Ascomycota, Dothideomycetes, Pleosporales, Leptosphaeriaceae. The record is from RefSeq and is a predicted model, not a curated record.
AUGGCCCACGCAGGCAGAAUACAUCACACUUGGGGGCUGUCCACGGUGCAUACUCCCAACGGCUGCGGCGUAACAAGGCCUCCAAAUCCCUCCAAAGCACCCAAUCAGCACGUCCACGAAGCCCCCAUGAUCCAGGCACUCAGGAUCUACCCAGACGCACGGUCGCCAUGCUCGCUGGGCGGCAUUGUGGUAAUCUUUACGGCUACUCCUACUACGGUGACUACUAUUCCUUCUCUUGCUCCUACUACUACAUUGCUUCGACGGACACGCAUCGCUACUCCACCGACGAGUUACGGAUUCGCAACCAUGGCUGCUUCGGUCCAUACGCCGUAUGUGACGCUGAAUGAUGGCAAUAAGAUGCCUCAGGUUGGGUUUGGCCUCUGGAAGGUCGACAAUGCUACGUGUGCGGACACGGUCUACAAUGCCAUCAAGACUGGAUACAGAUUGUUUGACGGUGCUUGUGACUACGGCAACGAAGUCGAAGCCGGUCAAGGAGUCGCGCGCGCCAUCAAAGAAGGCCUCAUCAAGCGCUCCGACCUCUUCAUCGUCUCCAAGCUCUGGCAGACGUUCCACGAGUACGAGCAAGUGGAGCCGAUAGCGCGCAAGCAGCUCGCAGAUUGGGGCAUCGACUACUUCGACCUGUACCUGAUUCACUUCCCCGUCGCGCUCAAGUACGUCGCGCCCGAGACACGCUACCCACCGGGCUGGUUCUCCGACGGGGCCAGCAAGAUUGAGUACAGCAAGGCGAGUCUGGAGAGCACGUGGAAGGCGUUUGAAGACAUCCAGGCCAAGGGUCUCGCAAAGUCCAUUGGUGUGUCGAAUUACAAUGGCGCGCUCCUCCUCGACCUCUUCACCUAUGCCAAAGUCAAGCCCGCGACCCUGCAAAUCGAACACCACCCCUACUACGUGCAGCCGUACCUGAUCAAGCUCGCAGAGCAACAUGGCAUCAAGGUCACGGCCUACAGCUCCUUUGGGCCCCAGUCGUUCCUCGAAUGCGACAUGAAGAUUGCAGCGGACACGCCGUUGCUGUUUGAUCACCCGGUCAUCAGCAGGAUUGCGGCGGCGCAUGGUAAGACGGCGGCGCAGGUGCUGCUCAGGUGGUCGACGCAGCGUGGCAUCUCGGUUAUUCCCAAGAGCAACUCGCAGCAUCGGUUGCAGCAGAAUCUCGAGGUGACGGGCUUUGAUCUCAAGGAGGGCGAGAUUGAGGAGAUUUCGGGCUUGGACAAGAAUCUCAAGUUUAAUGCGCCUACAAACUAUGGAAUCCCAUGCUACGUCUUCGCCUAG